UUUGAUGAAUUGCCAAUCGUCAUAUAUUUUGCUGUCAUUUAUCCAAAUAUUAUUGCCGAACUUUUUAUUCACGGUAUAUUAAAAUUAAUAAUGGAUACUGGAAGAAAAAGAUUACCCAAAUCAAUGCAGGUUAAAAAUAAAACCCCUGCGGAUAUUCAAAUUACUGCAGAGCAGUUAUUGAGGGAAGCUAAAGAAAGGGAACUUGAAAUCGUUCCACCUCCACCCAAACAAAAGAUAUCAGAUCCUGAAGAACUAGAAUCCUACAAACUCCGUAAACGAAAAACAUUUGAAGAUAGUAUCAGAAAAAAUAGAAAUUCUCUUACCAAUUGGAUAAAAUAUGCUCAAUUUGAAGAGAGUCAACAAGAAAUACAAAGAGCAAGAUCUAUUUACGAAAGAGGAUUAGAUGUUGACCAUCGGGGUGUAACAUUAUGGUUGAAAUAUGCCGAGAUGGAAAUGAAGAAUAAGCAAAUAAACCAUGCUCGCAAUUUGUGGGACAGAGCAGUUUCGUUGUUACCCAGGAUGAAUCAGUUUUGGUACAAGUACGUUUACAUGGAAGAAAUGUUAGGGAAUAUACCCCGAGCUAGGCAAAUAUUUGAGAGAUGGAUGGAAUGGCACCCAGACGAACAGGCGUGGGCCACUUAUAUCAACUUUGAGAAAAGACACGGGGAAUCUCAAAAAAUUCGGGAUAUAUUCGAGCGAUUUUCUAUGGUCCAUCCCGAAAUUAACAAUUGGAUCAAAUAUGCCAAAUAUGAAGAAUAUAAUGUAAAUUCUUCAGAAUCAGGAAAAGCCGGUGCUAUAGCUAGAGCGAGAGCCAUAUAUGAAAGGGCCCUCAACUUUUUUGGAGACCAAAACCUUAAUUCUAGAUUAUGUAUCGAAUUUGCAAAAUUUGAAGAACGGUGUAAAGAGCACGAGAGAGUAAGAGUGAUCUACAAAUAUGCACUGGAAACUUUGCCUAAAGAUGAAUGCCAAGACCUAUACAAGGCCUACAGUAUUCACGAAAAGAAAUAUGGGGAUCGGCAAGCGAUAGAAGAUGUGGUCACCAAUAAACGAAAACUCAAAUAUGAAGAGGAAAUCUCUACGGACCCUUUAAAUUACGAUGCCUGGUUCGAUCUUUUGAGAUUACUGGAAUCAGAAGGAGAAGUGGAGAUCAUUAGAGAUAACUAUGAACGAGCCAUAGCUAACAUCCCUCCUAUCGAGGAAAAACGAUAUUGGAAACGGUAUAUAUACCUUUGGAUAUACUAUGCCCUCUUUGAAGAGCUCGAAAUGAGAGACAUGGAAAGAACUAGGCAAAUAUAUAAAACAUGCUUGAAGGUUGUCCCUAAUAAGAUUUUUACUUUUGCUAAGAUAUGGAUCUCUUUUGCUCAGUUCGAAAUUAGGCAAAAGAAUUUGACGACAGCGCGCAAGAUAUUGGGUCAUGCCAUAGGUAUGUGCCCAAAGGAUAAAUUAUUUCGUUCGUAUGUAGAUACGGAGAUACAAUUGAGGCAGUUCGACAGAGCCCGGACUCUCUAUGCCAAAUGGUUAGAAUAUAAUCCUUGCAAUGUUCUCACUUGGGUAAAAUUUGCGGACCUCGAAACUAUUUUAGGCGAUUUAGAUAGAGCAAGAUACUUGUUUGAUCUAGCCACCGAGUUGAGCAAGCUAGAUAUGCCUGAGAUUCUAUGGAAAGCCUAUAUAGAUUUCGAGUUGGAACAAGAAGAAUAUGAUAGGGUGAGAACGCUCUAUGAUAGGCUGUUAUCAAGGACUAAUCAUGUCAAGGUAUGGAUAAGCCUUGGGGAGUUUGAAAUGUCGGUUCAAACAGAAAUGAAAGAUGGCUCUCCAAGUAAUUUUAAUAGGGCCCGGGAUGUUUACCAAAAGGCAAAUCAAAUUCUGGCUAAGUCAGAAACUGAUAAAGAAGAAAGGGUGACAUUGCUUGAGGCGUGGAAAAAAAUGGAAUUGCAAUGCGGCGAUCCCGAGAAGAUAAAAAACGUGGAAAAAUUGAUGCCUCAGCGAAUUAAAAAACGACGAAGAAUCAUAAACGAAACGACAGGUGAGGAAACUCCCGGAUGGGAAGAAUACUUUGACUACGUUUUUGAAUCGGACGAAACGCAAAAACCAAAUCUCAAAUUGCUAGCACUCGCAAAGAGAUGGAAGAAAAGCGAUGAUACAGUCCCAAAUGUGAAUGAUGGAAAUGACACACAAUAAAUAUUAUAUUGGUAUUCGGUUUAAAAAAAAUAUUGUAUUCGUUUAAAAUCCCUAAUUGUAUUGCUAUUGGUUUAUACAUAUAUAAA
Messenger RNA from Gordionus sp. m RMFG-2023, 2264 nucleotides. Its product is annotated as crooked neck-like protein 1. Lineage: Eukaryota; Metazoa; Nematomorpha; Gordioida; Chordodea; Parachordodidae. Gene Ontology annotation, molecular function: protein binding. Gene Ontology annotation, biological process: mRNA splicing, via spliceosome; spliceosomal complex assembly. The record is from RefSeq and is a predicted model, not a curated record. The coding region runs from base 91 to 2178 and encodes 695 amino acids. The transcript is spliced from 13 exons. Gene Ontology annotation, cellular component: precatalytic spliceosome; post-mRNA release spliceosomal complex; Prp19 complex.